Messenger RNA from Castor canadensis (American beaver), 2785 nucleotides. RefSeq names its product Josephin domain containing 1 (gene Josd1). NCBI's taxonomy places the organism in Eukaryota, Metazoa, Chordata, Mammalia, Rodentia, Castoridae. Gene Ontology annotation, biological process: protein deubiquitination. The record is from RefSeq and is a predicted model, not a curated record. Gene Ontology annotation, molecular function: cysteine-type deubiquitinase activity.
UUUUUAAAUAUCUGCACUUUGACAGUAGUAGCAAGAUAAACUAAAAGUUAUUUUUCUAUUGCAAAGAGAGAAGAGGUGGAUUUUUUUUUCCUCUUUUGAUUCCAACCUUUUCUCCCAGUGACAAAGCAUAAAUUAUUGACACCAGAGAAUAGGGUGGACCUCAGGAAUCCAGAAAAGACAGCAACGUACAUCUUCCUCAGGAGGGAAGUGUGGGGUGUUUUCAGCCCUCUCUGGAACCUAAAACGAAAAACAUGAGUUGCGUGCCAUGGAAAGGAGACAAGGCCAAAUCUGAAUCCUUGGAGCUGCCCCAGGCAGCACCCCCCCAGAUCUACCAUGAGAAACAGCGCAGGGAGCUCUGUGCCCUCCACGCCCUCAACAACGUCUUCCAGGACAGCACUGCCUUCACAAGGGAGACACUGCAGGAGAUUUUCCAGAGGUUGUCUCCAAACACCAUGGUGACACCCCACAAGAAGAGCAUGCUGGGAAAUGGGAACUACGAUGUGAAUGUCAUUAUGGCAGCACUUCAAACCAAAGGCUAUGAAGCUGUUUGGUGGGACAAGCGCAGAGAUGUCGGUAUCAUUGCCCUCACUAAUGUCAUGGGCUUCAUCAUGAACCUGCCCUCCAGCCUGUGCUGGGGUCCACUCAAAUUGCCUCUCAAAAGGCAGCACUGGAUCUGUGUUCGAGAGGUAGGAGGGGCCUACUACAACCUCGACUCCAAACUCAAGAUGCCUGAGUGGAUUGGAGGCGAGAGUGAGCUCAGGAAAUUUCUAAAACAUCAUUUGCGCGGAAAGAACUGUGAACUCCUACUGGUGGUACCGGAAGAGGUGGAAGCCCGUCAGAGUUGGAGAGCUGACGUGUAGCACAGUUCUACCCAACCUGCCCCUCGCUUCAGCCCUCCAGCCUCUGUGACGUGCUGUGGCCUCUACGUGGGUCUCUCUGGCCACUUCCUGAACAUCUCAUCGGGUUUCCCCUUCAGAUUUGCCAGUGCAAUAGGACAGAUGAGUGGACUGUUACAAGAACCACCCAAUGUUGUAUGUGCCUGGGGAAGGAAGGUAGGAAUUCCAAGCAAGCCAUCAAAAGCCUUUGUUCUAUUUCAGAGAGAGGAGAGGGAGGCAAGAUGGGUCCUUGCUGACUUUCUCCUUUCUAUAAGGACUUGACACAAGUUCUGCUGGAGUUGUCACUGCUGCUCCAGACUCACAGAGAGGCUACUUCCUCUUUCCUCUCCUGUGGCACCAGGGGUUGCAGAGCCCAGUGACUGGCUGGAAAGACCCAGAGCAUAAGCUCUCUCAGGAAACUGUCUCCAAAACCCAGCAGUGGCACCACGUGCCGCCUGCAACCGUAACACCAUCCCUUCCCCCAUUUUUAAGGUUGGUUUAUAGCCAGCUUUGGAGUUUUAUAGUAAAAAGUUCUCUAAAUUCCAAGCCAGGUGUUUGAAUCCCACAAUAUUCUAAUAAGAUAAAGGUAAGAUAGAUACCUAAGAGAAUGUGGCUAUGGCCACAUGGGGACAAUUGGGGUGGCUUUUUUCACUCCAGUUUUGUCCCUACCAUUUCACUACAUUGAUUCAGGAGGCUCUGGGGCAAAAGACGAGGAAAAGAGACAAUUUUCCCAGUUGAUCCCCUCUGGAAAAAUAAAAAAAACGUCUACUCUUGAUGUCAGAUUUUGCUAAUUUGAGCCAGAGUUGAGUGAGGAAAGUGAUGUGAACAUACGCUUCUCAGUUUAAGAGCAGCUAGAACUGGUAAGUCUUAGAUUUGGAGGCUGUGACUGUAGUGACAAGGAGCAGAGCCCUCGAGUGAGUGGUGAUGUACAUUGUUAGAGGACCUGGGUUGUCGUCUUCAUGCAGUUUCCUUUACUGAUCAGCUGAGGAUUGGCCCACCCCCUACCUCUUGAAAUACCUGUAAGCCACUUUUCUCCUGUAACUUUGGAAAACACAAAGAGAAAAUAAGUAUCCUACCAUAAGUGUCACCAGAGUGGCUGUGGUUGCCUCAAGGCAGGUGGGCAGGCAGGGGUGACCUGGCCAGCCCUUAUAGAUGCAAGGUCUUGGCAGGUCUGAGACCUGCCCCACUGGCCAGACGUCGCUCCAGCAGCAGAGCCAGCCUGGGGCUUGCAUGUUGAUCCUGAGCAAGCUUAAUGGGGGGAGGCUGGGGCUUUCUCCCCACUGUGACAGCAGUGCAUGUUUACACCAGCACUUUUUCUGCACAUGUAUCUUCAAUCCAACAAGGCCCCACGCGGCUACUCGUUAUGCUUUCUCAGCAGCUGGCCGCAGUCUCUUCUGCACCAUUUUCUACCCCAGACCUGCUUGGCACCACAGGGAGCUCCACUCCUGCACAAUGACAUUCCAACAACCACCAGCCAGAAGUUACAGCCACCCUUGCUGAUUGUCACAAGCAGGACCUUGGGUCUGUUGGCACCAUCGGUGUUAGUAAGCCAUUUCCUGGGAAGAGGAAGCUUCUCUCCAUCAAUCUGCUUGGGACCGUGCAAAUUGCACUUCAGCGUCCCAUGCACGUGGAGUCCAUGAGCCAAUGGGAUAUGCAAAGACGCUAAAACAUUUCAGGGCUGGUUUCUCUGUUCAUAUCCAAUUCUGGUGCUUAGGAACAGGGACCCAUGCUGAUGCCCAAGGGCAAAAAGCCCCACUUCCUUUAAGGAAGGGGGCAGGUCUGACCCUGAUGCCCAGAAAGGGGCAACCCUAGGCUUUGUUUUCUUGCUUUUAUCCCCUUUUUUUCUGUUGGCCUUGUGCUGGGUUUGUUUACAAAAGAUGUAUUUUGUUUAACCAAAUAUUAAAAAUGGA